Cokeromyces recurvatus is the source of this 732-nucleotide messenger RNA. RefSeq lists its product as uncharacterized. The record is from RefSeq and is a predicted model, not a curated record. NCBI's taxonomy places the organism in Eukaryota, Fungi, Mucoromycota, Mucoromycetes, Mucorales, Mucoraceae. Bases 1 to 732 code for a protein of 243 amino acids. The transcript has a single exon.
AUGUCUGCCAUCACAUCUGAUGAAGAUCUCGAUAGAUAUUUCUCUCAAUCAGAAAAACAUUUAGAGAUAGAACGUGUUCUAUCCUGUUUCAAACUAGAUCCCUUUGCUAUUUUCGAGCUCCCAUACACAAAACCUGAACCAAAAACGAUUAAAGCCAUUUACCGUAGAAAGAGUUUAAUGAUUCAUCCAGAUAAAGUACAACAUGAGAAAGCAGAGGAAGCAUUUUCAUUAUUAAAGAAGGCUGAAUCUGAAUUAAAUGAUGAGGAACGACUCAAGUUUUUAUUGACUGUGAUUGAAGAGGCUCGUGUUGAAGUGUUACGUGAAAAUGGAUAUAAAGUCAAGACAGGUGUGGUAGUAAAGCCGCCUACGAUCAUAUCAUCAACAGAAGAAGGAGAUAAGCCUCGUUUAAAAGCAACACUGGAAUCGGUUACUGUCGUGGAUGAACAGCAAUACCCCUUUUUACAGACAUCGGAAGGUCAAAAGCAAAUUAAAGAGAAAAUAAAACAGAUCUUGAUUGAAAUGGAAUUACGUAAGCGUCGUCAGUUAAAAAAGGAAAUGGAAGCUGAAGGAGCUGAGAAGAGAAAGGCAGAGGAAGCACAAAAGGAAAAGAAAAGAAAAGCUGAAGAUGCAAAAGAAUGGGAAGAUUCAAGAGAUCGACGUGUAAAUAGCUGGCGUGAUUUUCAAAAGAAAGGUGGCAAAAAAGUCAAAAAGAUAAGAAAAUCAGGCUUAUAA